Wyeomyia smithii (pitcher-plant mosquito) is the source of this 5461-nucleotide messenger RNA. RefSeq lists its product as uncharacterized. The record is from RefSeq and is a predicted model, not a curated record. The transcript is spliced from 9 exons. NCBI's taxonomy places the organism in Eukaryota, Metazoa, Arthropoda, Insecta, Diptera, Culicidae. The coding region runs from base 66 to 4724 and encodes 1552 amino acids.
ACGUUUAGGAAAUAGUGCAUAAAGUGUUAUGUGAAUAGGUUGAAGUCAACGUUGUGGCACAGAAAAUGGGAAAAAUUUCAAUUUUUUACACUUGUCUGAUGUUUCUUGGUGGUCUAGCGUACGUUCUGGCAAUUUCGUGUUACAAAUGUGAAAAUUGUCCUCACAUUACUGAAUCAACAGAAUUGGUCGAAUGUGUAAGUUGCGCGAUAUGGAAAAAUGAAGUUGGUGAUGUUUAUCGUGGAUGUUAUUCUGGAGAUGUGAACAUAGUUAUGGCAUGUCCAGAUGAAACUUGUAACAGUGCUCAUGUUCCCAUUUGCAUGAAAUGUUCAACAAUUACUGAUUGUUCUACAGUUGCAUGUAACAUUGGCGAUGAAUGCUACUUCGGAAAAACUGACGAAAGCAGAGGCUGCACAUCGGAUGAAGACUAUGACAGCGGUGACGAAAGCUUGAAAACUUGUUCGGAAGAUCUGUGCAACAAAGUUGCCAGUUGCAUUGUAUGUAAUUCCUUGACGCCCGAACAUCAGGAUUGUCUCACCAAUCCAGAAAAGUUUCGUCAACAUUGCACCCUACAUGGCAUUUAUGGGGAAAAUAAUUGCUUCCGGCAGGAAGUUAACGAAAACGAAUUUCAUUUGGGUUGUACCAGUGAGUUUGGUACUCCCGAUUGCGUGGAAUCACCGUCCGAUACAUGUAAAACAUGUGCCGAUGAAUAUUGUAAUCAGAAAGCAUUUCCAUCGUGCUAUAUUUGCAAUGAUUGUAGAACGAUUGCGGAGGAAAAUCCACCCGUAGAUUAUUGUGUGGAUUAUUAUGACAAAUGUUAUACUGCCUAUGAUCACGACACAAAAUUAACAAAACGUGGCUGUUCGGAUGGAUUGGUUUUGGAAGAUAUUUUUGAAACGUUUGAACCGUGUAGCGACGUAAACUGUAACGGAAAAGAAUUCCCUGUGCACUUGCGAUGCCAUCAAUGUGAUAGUUGUGACCAUAGUGGACCAAGCGAUUACUGUCGUAGUACUCAGGCAGAAAAAUGUUUCACCCUUCUUCUAGAUGAAGUAGUGAUACGGGGAUGUGAUACAGAUAGUCAGUUUGAGCAAUGUACGGAGGAUUCGAAGUGUGAAAUUUGUAGGGGUGACAAUUGUAACGCUGAAAAAAAUUGUUACAAAUGUGAUGAUUGUCUGACAGUAGAUGAGGAAACGGAAAAAUGUUACUCAUUGCUAGGAUGCUAUACGUUACAAAGUUUGGAUUCUGAUUUGCAAAUUAGUCGGGGCUGCGUAGAAGACGAGAACUUUAAGAAUUGUGUAGAUGGCAUCAAUUGUCGAACCUGCGUGGGCAACGACUGUAACGUUGACGAAACUAGAACAGUACCUUUGGUGUGUUCCUUCUGCUCAGGACUAGACUGUGGAGAUUACAGUCCUCCUAAGAACUGCACAAAUAGUGUUGGACGGUUAAUAGAUCUGUGUGUGGAUAUUGCUUCUGUUCUUACAGGGCUAAUAUUUAAGGGUUGCUUCAGCGAUGGUAUUCCAGAAGAAUUCGAAUUGGAUUGCUACACUAACAAGCGAUUUUGCGAGACGUGUGAAAGUGACUAUUGUAACACGCCCGUUUUGCAAUGUUUACAAUGUUCGACCACCGAGCAAGGAAUUGACUGUAUUGUAAAUCCUGAACUCAUCAAUUCCGAAGAUUGCCAGCCGGGGGAUGCUUGUGCCACGGGAUUGGAUGAUAAAGGGCACAUUCAUCGAGGCUGCGCUACGAAAGUUUCGUGUGACGGACCGCACUGCGAGUUGUGCGAUGAUAAGCACAAAUGUAAUACAGCAGUUAUACCUACAACAAGAUCCUACUGCUAUCAAUGCGCGGGUGACGAAAACUGCUUGAGUACUAAUAAUCUUGAACCAUCACCAUGUAUAACCUAUGACGAAAACGAUUUUUGCUUCACACUCGUUAAAGAUAGUUCGACGGUUUACCGUGGCUGCAUGUCAGAUGAAUUUAAGGAGUGUACCGAAAGCAUAUUUUGUAUCCCUUGUAACGGCGAGAUCGGUUGCAAUAAUCAAGAACCAACGAUUCCGAAUGCAUUAUCGUGCAUCCAUUGUGACGGGGAUAGCGAGUGUAGAGGAAUGGCAUUUGGAACUCCAUGCGAAAAGCAACAGCUUCUGGGUCGUGUAGAUCAAUGUUACACUCUCAAAUACCUGGACUUGGAGAUCGAAAAAGGUUGCCUGUCUGAUCUAAGCAUCGAAAGCUCCUGGUAUAGUGAUUGUCUGGAGAAUAAUGACAAGUGUUCUACUUGCUCAGAUCCCCUGGUUGACUGCAAUCGUGGACAUUCUUUGUGUCAUAAAUGUAAUUCCAAAGACGAUGUGGAUUGUUCUCAAAUUGUUAACAAAGAAUAUGUAACUCAAUGUGAAGCCGAAUGCGUAUCGAUUUUAAAUGAUGGAUACACUAUACGCGACUGUAUCGAGGCAUUUGAAGGAUUAGACGUGAGUGAAUGCGACAGUUUGCCGCAUUGCCAUGCUUGCACUACCAAGAAAUGUAAUAAUGAGAUUGUACACGAAGAUCAUCUUAUGUGUUAUCAAUGCAUGGGAAGUGAAGAUGAUUGUCUAAAUGCCGAAGAUUGGCAUAAUAAAGCCUGCCCAAGAUAUCUAGCAACAGACGCUUGUUACACACACUUUAACAGCACCGAAUGGGUCGCAAGAGGAUGUUUAUCGAACAAGGAAGACGGGUCUUGUAUAGAUGAUUGUAAAGCUUGCAGUGCGAAAGGUUGUAACAAACAAGAGGCACUUCAACCCAACACCCUAACUUGUAUCUCAUGUGAAGGAGAUGACUGCGAUGGAAUUAAGGUUGGAACAAGUUGUUCAGAGGAAGUUCUCCUAGGAAGACAGGAUUAUUGCUACACAUACGAAGAUGAACAAUCACUGCAGAAAGGAUGCGUUAGCGACUUGAAGACUAACGACAAGAUUAGGGAAGCUUGUGAAAACAACCCGGCGAAGUGUUCGAUAUGUGGCCACAGCGAUUGCAAUGGUGACUUCCAUUAUUGUGUUACUUGUGACUCCAAGAGCCAUCCCGAAUGCGGUGGCUGGAUCAAGGUGGUGCCACCAGAGCUGACGGUAGAUUGUGCUGAUAAAAAGUGCGUUUCCUAUAUUGACGACAGCAACACCACAUGGAAAGGCUGCGCCGAACUGCUGGAGCCAUGCGACUCAGACGACCCUACCUGCCGUGAAUGUACAGGAUCCAUGUGUAAUAAUGUAGCGUUUCCGGAUGAUCGCAUCCUGUGUCACCAGUGCGAAGCCUGCAAUCAAUUGCCUUCAACCCAAUUACCGGUAGCCUGUCCUGAGUAUCAGUCCAACGAAUCUUGCUACACGUACAUGAUCGACGACAUCAUCUAUCGUGGCUGCUCAUCCAUGGCCAAUAUCAAUUGCGAUCAGUUCGAGGAUAUUUGUCUAACCUGCGAUGUAUCCGGGUGUAACGAUGAACCUAAGCAACAUACCAGUACAUUGUCUUGUAUUCAAUGUUAUGGAGAAGAUGAAUGUGCGGAGUCUACACAACCGAUUCCAUGCGAAGGAUCUAUUAGCCUGGGAGAGGAAGAUCAAUGCUUUACCUUGAUGAUAAACGAUAAAACCUUGCAUAAAGGCUGUGCACGUUUUGCGGACAUUGACUGUAACGUCGAGACAUGCGACUACUCUACAUGUAAAUGUAAUGGUUGUAACUUGCGGAACAGUAAACUAUCUUCGAACAAGUGUAUCGUUUGCAACGGAGAAGGAUGUGGGGCUGAGAUUUUGGCUGCAGGUUCAACAUGCGACGACGACAUUUGCAUAACGUACAUGUCACGAGAAGGUGCAGUUUCACGAGGAUGUUUGGAAGACUUCUCCGACAAAUGUUCGGUGUAUGGAAAUCGACAUGAAACAUGUAUCGGAGCGCUAUGUAAUGCGAACCUCUUUCCAGCUGACAGAAUCAAAUGUCAUCGUUGUAACGAUUGUGCAGAAAGCAUACCGGAAACAGAGAUUUGUCCAAGAUAUGUAGAAGGAGAUGGUUGUUUCACAUCGGCAGCUGCCAAUGGAACCGAAAUAAGGCGUGGAUGUUUGUCCGAACUUUCCUCCGUUUGUUCCGAACCAAACUGUCUGCCGUGUUAUAGCAGUGGAUGUAAUAACGAAAUCGUAGAUGAUCCAAUAUGCUCAACAUCUACAACAGAUCCAACGUUGGUUACAAAUUAUACUUGUAUUAACUGUGAGGAAAGCUCUGACAAUGAACGUUGCGCAUGGGGCUACCAAUCGGAAAUGGCCGAGCGGUGCUCAUCUGACGAUGUGGAUUGUUUCACCUGUUCAGUCGACGAUCUGAUUAUUAGAGGAUGUUCAACGGACGAGAAUUUGCACAAGUGUUCCAAUGGUUCAAUUCACAUUUGUUCGGAGUCUGGGUGCAAUAAUGAAAGCCAAAAGAAACAAUAUUGCGCGAUAUGCGACGAUAUUUGUGAUGGACGCAAGCAAUCUUUUUCGACGCAACAAUGUUCAGGAAAUAUUGAGUUUGGAGACCGCGGAUGUUACGUACUGAAAGACGAUUCGAAUGUCAUUAUACAGCGAGGCUGUGUUGCGUCGCUUGAAAACGACAUUAAGGAAGAGUGCCUCAAGGGUAGUACUGAUAAAUGUAAAAUCUGUUACCCGGAUGGAUGCAAUGUUGGACACUCUUUAGAAGCGUUAAAUCGUUUGAUUGUUACAGCGGUUUUUGUACUUGUCACUUUAAAAUUAGUUUAAUCAAAUUGGCUAAAUUAUCAAUGAGACGACACUUAGGCAUUUAGAAAGUAUAUAUGUGAAGCCCCACUUGGAUGUAUUAUAAAAAAUAUAUCGUUCAACUAUCUGACAAGAUUCAAAUUCAAGUUAUCUUCCGUAAGUUCUCUUAUAUGAUGAACAAAAGUGCCUCUUCAUUCGACAGUGAUAGGCAAAUAUUAUUUGUCUGUUAAUACUUUUAAUUGGGUUGUUUAGCUAGUCACGGAUUUUUGAUUUCUAUAUAUCAGGUAUAAGAGCGUAAUUUUUUGAGCAAAACGUGAUUUUUAUUAAAUUAUAUAUCAUUGCCCUUUGAUUUUUAAAUGAAAAAUAAAAACCACUCCAAAUCGCUACAAUGACAGUUGGUAUAUGAGUGAACUGUCAUUGUAGCGAUUUCGAGCAGUUUUAAUUCGUGAUUUUACAAUUGAAGGACAACGAUAGAAAAUUUCUGAAAAUCACGUUUUGCUUAGAAAAUGGAGCUUUUUCAGAUGACAUAAAAAACUGAUAUAGCUAAACAACUCAAUAGUAACUUAUUGGUGAUCCAACGUAUAACUAAUGGAGACUAUGAGACUCCGGCAUUUGAACUUUGAAACUAGGAAAAUGAUGGUAGAUUUAAUAUUUAGACAAUCCCGAUAAUCACAGGAGACUGUUUCCCUAGCAAUAUUUGCGUGAAAUGAAUGUUCUCGACGUCAAAAACAAUGUAAUUGGUAAAAAAAUGCAGCAUCUAG